AUGGCCAACGGCGACCAGGCCACGGACGAAUCGUCCAUCAAGCCUGUGUCGUCGCUGCGCUCACGCUUUGAAAACAUGACCACCGCUCGUCCGCAGCCAGAGUCCACCCCAUCUCUCAACCUACGCAGAUCUCUCGAUCUCCCGCGACCGCUCCUGUGCCCGGAUGCUGCGCCUGACGACACAACCCAAGGACUGAAGAAAGCGAAGCCUCCUCCACCUAGACCGCGUCCCGUGUCGACAGCAUACCCUCUGACUCCUCGUCACUCUCCUCCUUCUGUCAGUGUCCAGUCGCCAGCGUCUCCACCUAGAAGGCUUGAUGUUCGCGUGACCAAUGCGACGCCUUCAAAAUCUCCUCCUGCGUCGACCUUGUCUACUCCGGGUUCUGCAAAUGCUUCUCCAGCAGGCUCUAUCCGUCAUUUCCGCUCUCCAAGUCGAGUAACCACACCUGCGUUAGAGGCUCGCAUGUCGGCUUUCCUGCAAGCCUCGCAGUCUGCUGAGACACAACCCGAGAGUCGACCUCAAUCAAAUGGCGAACAGAGACCAAAGAGCCCCAACUUCGGAGGCCCUCCUCCUGUGAAUCGCGCCGGUAAACCAAGAAUCGGCGGACUGUCGUCUGCGAGUACGGACAGUCUAGCGCCUGUGAGACCAAACAAGACCGGGAACAGUCAAGUUUCUCCUUUUGGCACUCCUCCAAGCAGUUCAGAAAGUACUCCCUAUGCUGAACAAGUCGCUCCUUCCAUACCUCUCGACUCGAAACCUAGAAACUCCUCUGCCUCUCACGGCUACUUCGCUGGUGUAGCGGCCNCCCGGGCUCCAUUACAGUCUCGAAAUCCUUCUCCCAAGCCCCUGAGCCGCUCAUACGACUUUCCCUCUUCACACCCUCCUCGCCUUCAGAUAAUCCCUCAAAGAGCCACAAUUCCGAUACACGAUGGAACCAGCGAGGAAGAUACGCCAGUACUACCUCCUCGUCCUGAGCGUGAACUUCAUUCUGGACGCACAAGUCCUACACGCUUCAACGGCAGAAUUCCUGCUCGCCAAUCUCUUGAUCUUCCCCGUCGGACGAGUGCCGUUGCUGCUAACACCGACAGUGCUAUGAUGCCACCUCCACGUCGUACUCAACCACCUCCAUUACAAACGUCUGCCUCUGCUCUGUCUCAGGGUUUUGACAGAAGGCAUUCGGCCACUCCUGCUGCCACUCCUUCGAGCAGUAAGCCACCACCUCCUGCCAUUCCUGCACCCCGUCGCUCAGUCGAUACUCGUCGUGAAGAUUUCAGGAGCAUUCCAGCAACACCUCUAUUGACACAUCAUGCCGACGAUGUUGAGGACCCUCCUGUCAACUACCCUGGCGGUAAUCCACAGGACUUUCCGGACGCGUCACAAGCAAAUAGGCGCCCUCCACGCUUCAGGACCCGUCCUUGGGAGAUUCACACAGGCUAUGACACUCGUACUUUUGCAGUUUGUGGAGAUUUGGUGUGUACAACUGGUUACAUUACGCGUGUGUGGAGUCUGCGCACUGGCGAGUCGUGUUUAACCUUGUCCCAUGGUGAUAACGUCAAGGUGACUGCACUAGCCUUUGCGCCAACAGCAAACGCAGAUAAUGAAGGCCGACGACUCUGGCUUGGUACGAACAUUGGUGAAAUUCACGAGGUCGACAUCCCUAGUCAGUCCAUCGUUCAUACCAAGUCCAACGCGCACCCUCGGCGGGAAGUCAUAAAAAUCUUCCGCCAUGCUUCCGAACUAUGGUCUUUGGAUGAUGAAGGCAAGCUCAAUGUUUGGUCCCCUGGUUCUGCUGGUAUGCCUAGUCUGGAUACUAUGCCGACGACCUUCAGAGCUGUCCGUGGCCACUCGUGUUCAGUCAUUGUUGGUGGUCACCUCUGGAUCGCUGCAGGCAAAGAAAUCAGGGUCUUCAAACCCAGUGCACCUACGGAAGCCGCUUUCAAUGUUUUACAAAAGCCCUUGAUGGCAGAAGGCGCAGGCGAUAUUACUGCGGGAGCCAUAAUACCGAGUAAACCAGACUUGGUCUACUUCGGACACGCCGAUGGCAAGGUUUCGGUCUAUCAACAUCGUGACUUCAGAUGCAUUGGUGUUUUUAGCAUCAGUCCAUACAAGAUCAGCUCCUUGGCAGGAGCCGGAGAUUAUCUCUGGGCUGGCUACACUGCGGGCACCAUCUUCGUCUACGAUACUUCCACGACACCUUGGCGGGUCAUGAAAGACUGGGUAGCCCACGAUAAUCCGANNAUCUGUAGCAUCCUCACGGAUGCGCAGAGUAUAUGGAAAAUGGACAAUCGCCUACAGGUUGUAAGUCUCGGCCUUGACAAUGCCAUUAGAUUGUGGGAUGGUAUGCUUCGUGAGGACUGGCUUGAGACAAAGAUGCAACAGAACGACAACGAGUUCUGCUCGUUUGAGGAGAUCACUGCAGGAGUUCUCACAUGGAAUGCGGGUGCCGUCAAGCCCAAUCAUCUCAAAGGAAGUGAGAAAGACGCCGCCUUUUUCAGAGACUACUUUUCUUCAAACACUCCUCCAGAUAUUCUUGUAUUUGGUUUUCAAGAACUGGUGGACUUGGAGAACAAGAAAGUAACAGCUAGUAAGUAUACCUUGUGCUUGACUCACUCUGCUCUUGUAGCAAAUACUGACAGUCUGAUCAGAGNNAGCUUUUUCAAGAGUCGAAAAAAGGAUCCUACGGAACAAGAGCACAUGUCGCAUCAGUACAGAGCCUGGCGGGAUCAUCUUACUAGAUGUAUUGAAGACUACAUGCCGGCCAAUCAAGGGUAUGCUCUCUUACAUACUUCAAGCAUGGUCGGUCUUUUCAGCUGUGUGUUUGUCAAGACGGCGCUUCGAAGCCGUGUCAAGCAAGUGCACACUGCAGAGGUCAAGCGAGGAAUGGGCGGUCUGCAUGGAAACAAGGUAAGUCACACACGUAGUCAUGAUUUCCCGUAUUCUGAUGGUCAUCACAGGNGUGCUUUGAUUAUCCGCAUGAUUCUGGACGACAGUUCAGUGUGUCUGGUGAACUGCCACCUUGCUGCAGGCCAAACUCAGACGCUCCAUCGCAACAACGAUAUUGCUGCCAUCCUCGAGGCCGAGUGUCUUCCGGUAGCAGCGGUUAGUAACAUGGCUGGCACUUUUGUAGGAGGCGGUGAUGGCAGCAUGAUCUUGGACCACGAGAUUUGCGUUCUCAACGGAGACCUUAACUAUCGCAUUGAUGCGAUGCCGCGAGACACUGUCGUUCGUGCUGUCAACGACAGAAACUUGGCAAAGCUGCUUGAGCGUGAUCAACUAUUGCUGUCACGCAGAAAGAACCCAGCGUUUAGACUACGCGUGUUCCAGGAAAUGCCCAUCACAUUCGCACCGACGUACAAGUACAAUGUGGGUACUGACGACUACGAUACCAGCGAGAAGAAGCGAGCUCCAGCAUGGUGCGACAGAGUAUUGUACAGAGGCAUGGGCAGAAUCAAAUGCGAGGACUACAGACGAUGGGAAGUCCGGGUCAGCGAUCACAGACCAGUCAGCGCACGACUGAAGAUCCGCAUCAAAAAGGUCGAUGAACAACGGCGAGCAGCGGCAUGGAGCCGGCGCGAAAAGGAGUUUGAAAAGUACAGUGACCGCAUCGCUGGCGAGGCCAAGUAA
Molecule: messenger RNA, 3624 nt
Organism: Aureobasidium uvarum
Lineage: Eukaryota; Fungi; Ascomycota; Dothideomycetes; Dothideales; Saccotheciaceae
Source: the annotation of a GenBank genome assembly